CAGGUGCACGCUCAAGAGCAGGACAGAGUGCGCAGAGAGCGAGCACCGGCCGAAGCGCAGUCGGUGACAUGCAGCGCUGAUGAUACACUGAGUCGACGAGACAGCAGCGGCAGCAGCAGCGCUCGCUCGAGAUAUACCGACCGGAGGCUGCACGACAAAGGCCGAGCUCUGGAGUUCGAGGGGCAACGGCUUCGACAGGAGCAGCAGGAGGCCGCGGCCGGUGCUCAGCAGCAUCAGCAGCAUCAGCAGCAACAGCAGCAGCAGCAGCAGCAGCAGCAUCAGGCGGCAGCAGCAGCGGCAGCAGCGCAGCAAGCCGUCGAACUGUUUCAUAGGCGCCACUGGAGCCGCAUCAACCAGGAGUCCUCGGCCUACCUCGAGCAAAUCCAGCUGCAGCAGCAGCAGCAGGAGCAGCUUCUCCGGGCGGGGGUGGAGGUCGGCAGCGGCCUCGCGCCGGGCGUUGGUAGCCAGGAGCUGGAGAGGAACGUGCAGAGGCUGACGGCGCGCUCCGUGCAGGCGGCGGUCUUGGCGGCGGCGGCGGCUGCAGCGGCUGGCCGUGCAGUCCUGGAGCAGCAGCCGGGCAGCGCUAUCGCCAUCCAGCAGCAGCAGCAGCAGCAGCACCUCCAGCAGCAACUUCAGCAGCAGCAGCAGCAGCAGCAGCAGCUGAGCCUGCAGCAGCAGCAGACCCGGGGCGGAAGCUUCGCGGCCGGCGUGAGCUUCGCCGCGACGACGAUAGCGACGACCAUAGCGCCGCCGGCCCUGAAACGAGCGAGGCGGGACACGUCCCUUGACGAGGGCUCAUCGCCGCCGCCCGCCUCGACGGCCUGCGUCAGCACCUCGACCACGGCUGCGAGCAGCAGCGCUAGCCCCCAGCAGCAGCAGCAAGCAGCAGUCAAGCUGAACGCCCAGGGCAUAGCGAGCAACGGCUCAGCGGGCCCGCUUGUACCCGUGACAAGCGAGCACCAGCAGCAGCAACAGCAGCUAGUCGUCAUGGACGCCCCGCUCUCCCAGAGCAUGGACUCGGUCAACACCGUGGCCACCAGUGAGGACGAGGUGCGCACCUUGUUCGUCAGUGGCUUGCCAAUGGAUGCCAAGCCGAGGGAGCUCUAUCUUCUUUUCAGAGCGUACGAGGGCUACGAAGGCUCUCUGUUGAAAGUCACGAACAAAAAUGGAAAAACAGCCUCGCCGGUGGGCUUCGUGACUUUUCACACGAGAUCCGAGGCCGAGGCUGCGAAGCAUGACCUACAGGGUGUUAGAUUCGAUCCUGAUAUGCCACAAACCAUACGUUUGGAAUUUGCAAAAAGUAACACAAAGGUUAGCAAACCCAAGCAACCAGCCGCUGCAGCAGCCACCUCGCACCCCGCUCUGAUGCACCCUCUAACUGGACCGCUAGGAAGCCCAUUCUUCCCAGGGGGACCUGAACUAUGGCACCAUCCACUGGCGUACUCAACGGCGGGAGAGCUGCCCGGGACCUUACAACACGCGGCCCUCGUCCAUCCCGCGUUACAUCCACAGGUCCCCCAAGCAUCAAUGUCCCUGCCGCAUCCGACGACCCUGACGUCGCUGCACGCCUCGCUGCCGCACUUCUUACCCUCGCCGGCCCUGGCCUCGCCGGUCGGCUCGUCGUCCUCGCAGCCGAGCAUCGCCGUUAGCAACGCGCCCUGCUCCACCCUCUUCGUCGCCAACCUCGGCCAGUUCGUCUCCGAACACGAGCUCAAGGAGAUCUUCAACAGUUUUCCUGGUUUCUGUCGGCUUCGUAUGCACACAAAAGGCGGCUCGCCGGUGGCUUUUGUUGAGUACCAAGACGUGCGCUACGCGGCCCAAGCUAUGGCCACGCUCCAGGGAUCCCUCCUGGUCUCCUCCGACCGAGGAGCCAUAAGAAUCGAAUAUGCAAAGUCGAAAAUGGCCGAGGUGGGCUUUACAAAUCUCUGGAUGGAAGGAUCCAAGGGAGAAGAAAACGGGCAACCUUAAGAUCGACAUCAACGGCAUGUGAGGUCAACGUAACGCGAAAUUCACCGAGUCCUAUCCAGAGAUCUCCGAGACAGCCUCGCCAAAGACGACGCGGAGAGCAGACGACCCAAAUCCAACGAUGCUGCAGCAGCAUCUCGGAGGAAUUUCUAGCGCCCGAUGCGCUUGAAAAGCUCGAUACGAGAAACGGCAACAACAACAACAACAGCAACGGCAGCGGCAAGGCAGGGGAUACAGCUCGAGGCCUCCAGGCUUAUUGUUUUUAAUUUCGUUCUCGUACAUACAUCUGUCCGCGACCGGCAGAGACGCGACGCAAGCUAUAUCUUCGAUUUUUCGUUCCUUACUUUUAUUUCUCUUAUGUUUACGCGUGCGUUCGAGCCUCUAGAUUUCGUUCGACGUAUUGUACACGCACGUUCACCCGCAUCUACUUAUAACCGAGACUUGCGUCGAGCGACUAUGAUUUUCGUUUUGUAAUUCUUAUAUAUACUAUACUGCGACUGUGUACUAACCAGGCGGUCAGGGCGAUCCUCCCUCGCGGAGGAUCCUCAUCUCGGCAAUCGCAUACACAACUGACCAACGGUAAAACGUAUAAUAUACACGAGAGUUUAGGCGACGGAGUACAUUAGAUAAGCGAUGAAUAUACAACAUAUCACGGGGAACGAAAAUGAAAGUAUAUGAUGAAAGUACGACGAGUAAAAAGAAGCAGGGUGCAAGUAAAAAAACGAUGAAAGUAAAAAAUAAACACGGAACGAAUGAAAGUACAUAAGCGAGAGAAAUGUAACGAGAUGAAAGUAAAGUGUAAACGCGUAAGGAUAUAAAGUAAAAAAAAAUUAUGAAACGGGGCCUUCGAGUCGUGCGCGCGCGCCGUUUUCACCCCGAGUCGGCGCGUGGGCCACACAUCGUAACGUGAGUUUAAGAAGAUACGUCGGAGAGUAAGAAAAAAAAAUAAUAAUAACACGUAAUAAUCGUUAUGUCGCGAGGCUCGAUCGAGCCGAGAGCUGUUUAACUGCGAUCUCGCGCGAGCAAAAAAUUUCGUUGGUCGUAAUGAAUGUAAAAAGGCACUGUUAAGGUCACGAAGACACACACAUACACAUAUCACACGCAAUUAAACGAAUAUUACCUUUUGUAAGAUCGCGUCGAAACGAACGACGGAGCACAGAGCUGCGGGAGCCGACGCGACCGUCGUAUACGGAGAGAGUAGAGGCGGCUAGUUGUACGAAUUAUCGUUCAUGUAGGCGUCUUGCUCCGUACGCUCGCGGUCGGAUCGAGCGAACGAUGAUACACGGGAGAGGAGUGCGUUGUAUACUAGAGACAAAAAACUAGCUGCGAGUCGAGUUCGAGGCGAUCGUUGAUAAAAGGAACGUUAGCGUCGAAGCGCUGUUUAAACUAGUUGGAGAGGCGAACAUCAAGCUUAAUACCAAAGGUGCCCUAAGAAAAAUAAAAAAAAUAACAAGUAUUUAACGUUUUAUCGCGUCUUGUUAAGAGAGAGAGAGAGAGAGAGAGAGAGAGAGAGAGAGAGAGAGAGAGCGACGUGAAAUCUCAUUAAUGUCCUAGUGAAGGGUUCGGUCGGGGUAGGCUUAUUUAAGAUUGAAAGUAAAAACAAAGAGAGAGAGAGAAAGACACGAGGAUGAGGACUACGAAUAGUAUAUCUGCAUAUUGUGGAGCGAGAAUUCUGGCGCGCGGGGGGUGGGGCAAUUAUAUACGACGUAGGGAUAUUAUACAAGUAUAGGUGACAGACGGGACGGGGAGGGGAACGAUCUUCAGCAUCAGGGGAAGUAUAAUUGAGUGUGCAAGGAGGUGGAGAAAUACAAUUAUGAUAUUACUAUGUAAACGAAUGCGAACAUAUCAUAGGCUUAAGUCUUUAGCGAGAAUUGUAUAAGUGCAUAUACUUAUUUAUCGUACGUAUAUUGUCAUAGGCGACUUAUAUGCUAAAAGCAACAAACUGAGAGUGCGAACUACGCGGCUCGGCUGUAUCACAUGUAUGUCUACGUAUCUGCGCAGUAAUAGCUUUGCGCGCGCACUCGUCCCGCUGCGGUCUCGUGUCUUUGCGUAUAUAUAUUGUACACGAAAGAGUACGCACACGUAUACAUACGGGCACCCGAACACUGAGCGAUUGGAUAUGCGCGAACAUGGUUUUUCUUCAGCUCUUUAUACGAUUUGAAAAUAAUAUACAAGGACGGUCUCGACGUACUCCAGCAUCACACUCGACGCAAUUUUCGAUGUUCCUAAUAUAAACCUGCACGUGCGCGCGCAGAGAGACACACACAACGAGGCGUUUCUCGUUCGCGGAGACUGACCACUCGAUUUUCUAUUAUUGCCACGCAAAAGCAAAACGCGGAAGUUUAGUAGGUUUCGUUUGUCCGUCCCUCGUACUUGCUAUCAUUUGAGACGAUGAUGAUUUUCCGGCAAGUCAGGAUAUUAUACUAUAGCUAUGAUAAAUAGUAAAAGGCGCGUGAGAAUCUGAGCAUGUGAAAUUCGCACGAAAUCACGAGAUAUUUAUAAAGUAUGUGAAGUAAUUAACGAAAAACGAAGCUCGAAAUUAAAGUUAUAUUUUUCUACGCGAACUGUAACUCAUAUGUAAACUAUCUAGCCGUCGCACGAGUAUACUUAACCACGCAAACACACGAGAGAGAGAGAGAGAGAGAGAGAGAGAGAGAGCGAGACAAAGCGCACGAGACUGCAGCGCGCGCGAGAGCGCGAGAAAGCAGCUAGAAGAAAGAAAGAUCUGUCUCUAAUCGCGGCGAGGAAUCAUCGCGGCGAUCGUCAAGCGGGCAGCCGCGUAAAGUCCGAAAAGCCUCUAAAGGGACUCUCAACCUUUUUUCUCUUUCUCUUCUCCCUUUUUGUUUCGUGCGCACUGCACGACGCGAGGUGCACCACAACGGCGCGAGCGCGAGUUCAACGACCGGUCGAAUUCAAACGUGACUACUUCGCGCCGCGACUCUCCCGCCGUCGUUGCAUCUGUACACACACAAAACGCUCUCUGUGCACAGGAGGAAAAAAGCGGCCAGCGGCCGAGAGAAUGAGAUGAAUCGAUUACGAGCGAUUUCGAGUUAGAUUUUAAUUGGUCGCCUCGAGGCGUUGCGAUAGCAAUAUUACGUAGGUCCGCGGGAAAAGAGCGUCAAUUACAUCACUGUGUCGUACGUUUUUUUACAGCAGCGCACUCGAAGGGCAGCGAUUCUCACACGAAAUUAAAAACGAGCGCAGGAGAUUUCGUUCGGAUUCAGCUCACGUGUGUACCUACACCUCUAUGCUCGCGGAGAGAAAAAAAGAGUGACAGUUACGGGAAUUAUUUCCGAGCGCGCUGUGGCCGUGUAAUAAAGGAGACGAGUGGAGAGAGCGAGAAAAGGGGCAGCGAGAGCAGCGGUGGAGAGAAAGGAAGAGACGCGCGCGCGGCGAAAGAGCGCUCGCGAGGGAGAAAAGAAAGAGAAGCGCGACGAAACGACGACGGCCAACUCGGCACGUAAUCUCGCCCAAGUGCCUUUACCCCGUUGGUCGAGUCAUGCUCUUUCUCUCCGCGACUCCGCUGCCCCUUUCCUCCUCGCGAGCGUCGCACUAUGCCGCGGUAUACCUGCGCGGAGACGAAAAGUUGAGCGCGCGUUUCGUGCACCGAAAACUACCUACGCGCUGCGUCCACUCUAUAUCGCGGCCCGGGGAUCGCGUGAGAAAGUCGCGGAUUAGAGGGCUCGUGACAUCUUCUUCAGCCGGUGAGAAUUAAAAGAGAGAGAGAGAGAGAGAGAGAGAGAGAGAGAGAGAGAGAGAGAGAGAGAGAGAGAAAAAGAUCGCGAUUACGUCUCGCUCUUUUAGCAGAGCAAGCCAUCCGCGAGCACUUUGUCAUACACACCGCCGGACGCGGAAUUAAUCGGCGUGGGUGGGUGUUUUAGAGAAACGCGGCGUCGGCGGCGGCGGCGGUGGCGGAAAAAAAAGGGGAACGUGAGAAAGCCGAGAGCGCGCCGCUUCUUCAUUUCACGCUUAGACGAGCUCUACGGUCCAAAUACUUCCGUUCGCGUUCGUUUCUUUCCGUCCUGUAGCCGUUUUCCUUCCUCCCUCGCUUUUCUGGGCGUCCUCUCACCGACGCCCCUUCCGUUGUCUCUCCUACGCUGAAAAACGCGACGACGCAAUAAAGGGCAGAGGAUAUAGUGAGUCCGGGAAACAACACAUCUUCGACGCCGAUCGCGCGAAACGAGACGAGAGAAACACACGUGCAUACGUAGACAUACAUGCGAAGGAAAAUGAAAAAAAAAUGAAUUUCUGAAAGUAAGAGAGAAGAACGCCGCGCGACGCUCUCACGCGUCCGGGCAUAUAAUAUGUAUAACAGACGAGUGAUGAUGGUGUAGGUUGAAUUUAAAGUGCUUUAAAAAAUGAACUAACUCAUAUCAGUAGGCUUAGUGAACGCUAUAUAUUAUUAUUGAAAUGAAUAAGUAUAUACAUAGAGGUUAAUCGUAAGGGAAAAUAAUUUAGAGCGGCUAUUCGCGCGUAAGUUUUACUAUUUAAUAAAACAACAAAAACAAGCAGACAUAGAGGUUAUUUACACGAUAUACGUUUCUUUUUUCGUACCUGAUUGCGUUUACAUUGUGCGCGUCCUUUUAUGCGCGCGCGCGCGCGCUCGCGCCCUUAUAUAUAAUAUAUCGUCUCUGAUAUACUGCUAUACAUUAUAUACAUGUAUAUGUGUCCCAAUCAUGCAUAUGUGCAUAUGUAUAUGAUUUGUUACAUACAUAUAUUCUUAUACUUUUUAAGAGCGGUGAGGCGGAGAAGGGCGACACGGAUAAGGUUUUAAUGAAUUUCUGAUACGAGCUGUAUGGAGUUUUUGAUUUCGGCUUUACAUUAAUUUCAAACUUCAAGCUUGAUCAACGCGCGUUCUUGUUAUUAUUACUUAAUUAAUUAUCAAUUUAAUUUAUCGAUAAAAAUUGUCGCUUUUGCGUGCAGCUGCAAUGAACUUGCGGUGAGUUUCGGUCGAAUUUUAAAAGUUCACUGUAGACGCGAUGUACCUCGUUUCGACGUUUCAUUUAUUUCAAGACGGAUAGUGUCGAGUAAAAAGCCGAACGCGUACGUACUAUAUAGACGUCCGUGGGUGAAUUCUAGCAGAGGGUCGGGCUCCGCACCGCGAGCUCGAGCUUUUCGCGGUCCACUGCACUAUUGUAUUCCUCCGUGAAAGAUGCAGAGAUGGAAAAUGAAUAAUAACGAAACAAUGUAAACGUAAUCGUCAAUAGAUGAAAGUAUAAUAGAACAUAAGCUGUGUCGCAUAACAGGAUUAAACGAGAAAACGAGUAAAUAAAGUGAAAAAGAUGAAAAAAACAACAACUACUAUAUUAUAGUAUAUAAAAUAAAUGUACGGAAGCAACCACCACAAAGGUUUACAUGUCAAUCAGCUAUUUUAUACCGUGUCAAUCUAGGAGUACAUAAAGUCGUUCUAAAGGAUAAACAACCCCGUUUCUUUUUUUUUCUUCUCACUAUAUUAUACUGCAACAAGUUCUCGUUUGCGUCGCGAGUCCGUACAACUAAUACAGGGGAAAAUAAAUUACGGCACACGCGCUACUGCGGCCGCGAGCCCUCGUCGAGCACAUUUCUCGCCACAACGAUUUUUCAAGCUAAACUUAACGAGACGACGAAAUUUUCGAGCAUCUUCACAGAUCGAGGCUCGCGGUCGCAUGCACGCCCGCGCACGAAUUUUUAUCACCGUACGCAUCGGCGGAGGUACGAAACCUCUCUCACACACCCACACAAAGACAAACACACAAAUGCACACGAACGCGAGCGCGACGUAGCUGUGCGUAAUCUAUAUGAAGUAUUGAAAGUAUAAAAAAAUGAAGAAACUGUCCGUGACGCGCGUACGUUUGAGUGCGACGAGCUUACGAGGUUAAACCGAGAAAGUAUAACGCGUUGAAAGUGUAUAAUGUUAUAAUCGUGUGUGUGUGUGUGUGCGUAGUUGUGAUUGCGCGAACGAAUUCUUUUUGUACAGCUCUUUUUCGAGAGGGCGAGAUGUAAGCUGGUGUACGAGUAUGACCGUGAGGGGAGGGAAAUUUUGAUGCGGGAAUCACCAAAGACGUCGAUCCAAAGACAAAGUAAAAAAAAAAAAUUACAAAAAAAAAGGAGUAACGAAAUGUAAUGCGAGAGAAUGAGAGGACCUCACGUUGUAUCGAUAGUAUCGCCAGCUGUGAAAUGAAGAUUUAUCAUUUUAAGGAUGAUCGAGUGAAAAAGAGUUCGCGCGUAGAUUUUAAGUCAAUGGCAUUGCGAGAUGAUGUGGAUGAAAGUAAUUUGCGAGAUUAUAAUCGCGUCGAUGUGAUAAAGUCAAUAUUCGCGGACGAGAGCUGAGAGAAAGAGAGAAAGCCGAUAGCGAGAGGUUGCGGCGAUUCGCGGCGAUAUUUCCGAGGCGCUUAUUUUCAAGUAUAUACCGUUAGCUUUUAACCCACAAACGAAUACUAACUUUUGUAUGGCGUUUUUUAAGUGUGUUUAUUGGCGAGGGUGCUGCUUAUAUAUUGCCCUGCGACGAAAGUAUUGAUACAUAUCAUUGGGGGGAUGAGGGGAGAAGAAAAAAAUUUCUAGUGCUACUGCGCGUACACAGGUGACUUAUCUAAUGAAAGUAUAAAAACAAGACAAAGUAUAAGUAAUAUUCAAAGCGUCAAUUUAAUGAAAAACUCAUUGUGUAAUUUAUAUAGAGAUAAGAGCCUCGAAAAUGGACGGGAAAUCCGCGUUAUAUUAGAUCAUUGAUUUUUGUUAACGUAUAUAUAUUUACAGAAAAAUCUAUUAGACGAAUUCAAUUAAUGCGUUGCGACUGUGGGAGCUUAGCGAUAAUUUUUCGAUAAUUAAUGAGAAUAAGUAAUAAGAAAAGAAUUUUAAAAGAAUGUGAAAAUCGUUUUAAUCGACUGUUAUGAUUAUUAUUGUAAUCUUACGUGCAACAUGUUAAAAAUCGGCGUUCAAAAACGCCGAGGCGAGCACCCCUUUCGCGCGUUGAAUUAGACGAAAAAAAAGAAAAUCAGAGAAUCGGUUUUCGAGAGAGAAAAAAAUCUCGUUCGCUAUUGAUCGAGCUGAAAGCUUAAGAAUAUUAUACAAUUCCUUUAUGCGACUGUUGUGAGACGUUUUCAGUGGUUUGUUUGCUUGUGUUUUCAAAGUAGAGAUGGAAGUGUUCUCUAGCGUGUAACGAUUAAACUAUACAAAUAAUAAAGUAACUAAAUGAAUAAUUAAAGGGUCGUGAGAAAAAAGUGAAAAAAAAAGAAAAAAAAAUAGGCGCGUCUCGUUCGUGUGUGUAACGUGCCUAUAUAUAAAUAUACGUGCGUCGCGAGCGUCGCUGUAUAUAACGUACACGACAAAGUGAGUCCGCAGGCGAUGUGUGUCAGGGACGAGACGAGAAAUGUCGCAUACACUAUACAGCCGCGUUCUCUUCCCGCCGCGCGAAAAGACACAACGCACCGCAUCGGCCGAUUCGUUCUCCGGGCGCGGCUUUUCGCGUACACACCUAUAUACGCCGGAUGCGCCGUUUCCGGGUAGGUUGGCCGGCUCGCGCGCAGAGCUCGUUUUUCUGUCCGCCUUUUUUGCCCGUCCGCGUGCCGGUCGUUUGUAUUCUCUCGAUCGCGCCGGACAAUGCCGCUCUCAUGACGGCUCAUACUAAUUGCGUGCUCUCGGCAUUAAUAAACGGAAAUCGGAAAAGCGGCGAUUUCGGAGAACGACGACUGCGGGACUGGAGAACGCGACGUUUUUGCGGUGAAAAAAAAAGAAGAAAGGGGGUUAGUAAAAGUAAUAAGUAUAGUUGCAGCUUUCUGUGUGAGGUUAUUGUGAUACUUAAGAAUAAAACAAGCAGUUCUGCAAUAGCAUAAUCUCGGCGUCAGGGCGACGCUUUAGGACAUGAAUAUUUACAUAGAAUUACUAUAUGACUAUAUCUGAAUAAACGAUGAAAUAUUUAUUAAUGUCGUAAACGAAGAAAAGGGGGUUGAAAGGGUCGAGAGACUGGCUGGCGAGGAGGGUGUACGGUGAGAUGGAUGGAGAACAAUGACGACGGGGCUGAAGGGUUGGGGCCGCCGCACGUGACCCGCGCGCUCGCUGAUCAAUGGCUCGCUGUCCCUCAAUGCUAAUUAACACGCAGCCCCGUCGUUUCGCGGAGACGAGUAUACGCGCGCCUCCAGCAACGGCUCUACCGCGGCUACACGUUUCGAGGCAGUCAAUUCGCAGUCUUCGAAUCCGAAGAUCGUCUUGGUUCUCCGUGGAAGAACCGUUGCUGGAGACGCUCCGCGAACAGCGCUGUAGGAUGUGAGUAGCUGAUGAAAAGCGAUGAAAAAUAGAAAAAGAAAAAAAAUACGUUGAAGAGACAAUCCGAGACUUCGUCGAUGACAUGCGCGCUUUCAAACUGCCGGAGUAUAGCGAGGGACGAGUAUGUAACGCGCGCUCGAAUUUGUAAUCUCGAGAGCUGAAAGCGUAGGUAAUUAAAAUACACACACAAGUAUCGAACCGCGAUGUUCAAUUAGAAACCAAAUAAAAAGACCGGGGAUAUUAAAGCGGAGAGACGUGUAAAGGCGCAUAUUUUUCGAGCUCGAUGAAGAUGAAGAA
Nasonia vitripennis (jewel wasp) is the source of this 10500-nucleotide messenger RNA. RefSeq names its product protein couch potato. The record is from RefSeq and is a predicted model, not a curated record. The transcript has 9 exons. Gene Ontology annotation, molecular function: mRNA binding. NCBI's taxonomy places the organism in Eukaryota, Metazoa, Arthropoda, Insecta, Hymenoptera, Pteromalidae. The annotation marks the transcript as partial.